Moneuplotes crassus is the source of this 1371-nucleotide messenger RNA. NCBI's taxonomy places the organism in Eukaryota, Ciliophora, Spirotrichea, Euplotida, Euplotidae. The record is from the annotation of a GenBank genome assembly.
GAGAUGUCCGAAAUAAAAUUAGACGUAAAUCUGAAUGAGCUCUUUAUGCUCUCUUAUGACUUCGAUAACCUCAAGAAAGCUCUGGGAAAGAUCUUAACAGCGAUGAAUGAUACCAACAAGAAGGUGCAUAAUCAGAACAUGGAGAUUAAGCAUAUGAAAGAGCAGAUUGAUAAAAGAGACCAAUCAAUUCAAGAUCUUACUGAUCGUGUCAAAGAUUUGGAGAAGAAAACUCGUGAACAGUCCCAAGAGAUUCAAGAUAACUCUUCCAAUAUUACAACCCACACUAAUGUUCUUAACGACCACACUAAAAGAAUUGAAAAACUUGAGAAAAUCACUGAUGAUAUCCAAACAAAAUUAGACGUACUUGGAGAUGGCGGUCUCGACCUUGAUUCCAUCCAAAAGCUGUUAGAGAAUCUCAAGAGUGAUUUUGACAGCAAAUUCGUGCUCAAGCAAGUGUACGAAGCUUUCGAGACAAAGUGCGAUAACUUAUUUGAUGACAACAAGAUUCAGCAUGAAAAAUUCAGUGAAGACAUCCAAACGCUUUUCGAUAAGAAGGCUGAUAGAGAUGAGCUUAAGGAAAUGCUUGAUCAAAUAAACAACCUCUUGAAGGAAGUCGAGGAAGCGAUGAAGUGGAAGCAACCUCUAGUCCAGAUUACCAACAGGAUCGACAAAGUUGAAGUUCAAGUCAAGAACCUGUUAGAUCAGUUGAAAAACAGACCCGAGCCAACCCCAGAAGCUCCUGUCAGAGAAAUUGUGAAGAUUCAGGAGACCAAAGAUGAGAGACCUUACAUCGAUCCUCAAGUUAUCAAGGACCUCCAGAACGCACUGGAUACUAAGGCUGAUAUUUCUGCUUUAAGAGAUUUGGAAAGAUACCUUCUUCAGAGGCUAGAUGAUCUAGAGAAUAGCCUUGAUAGAUUCGCUGAUAAGAACGAGACUAAGAAAGCACUUAAAGCCUUAGAAAAGCAAAUCAAGAACCUCUUUGACCUUUUGAUGAACCAAGAAGCACCUACAAAGGCCGCAAGCGGAGAAGAUGAUGCCAUGUUCGCAAAGAGACCUCUUGGCGGAUGGUCCUGUGCAUCAUGAGCUAAAGAUAUAGUCAACCUCCAAGGAACGCAGGCAGAAUAUGUCCCAUGGAGUAAAUGGCCUCUAAGAGAUCCUAAUGAGAGAAUUGCUAAAUCUGGGCAAGGCUUCUCCAGGAUUCUUUCCAACAUGAAGCCUGAGUAUGUGACUCAGCCAAACUUCUACCACCAUGAAUCGAUCAGUGGGGAUUACAAGUCCUCUCCUCAGCAGAAGCUCUCUAUAAAGAAGAAGAAAAAGAGAAUGAGACCAAUGAGCGCCAAUAGAGUACCAAUUUAAGGCAAAAAAAAUUGC